AUGCGGUUCUCCCUCUCCGCCAUCAUGUUCGCGGCCAUGGCGUCGGCCAGCAGUGCCCCCAAGUAUCGCUCUGUGGGGGGCAUCGACAGACGCGUUGGCGCGACCGCCGAGCUGCGCGAUCUCCGCGACGUCGGCUCCUCUUCGCCCCAGGUUGCAUGGGGCAACAUGACAACAAUACCGCCCAAGCGCCCGAACAAGCCUGGAGAGUGUCCUCCGUGCUUCAACUGCCUUCUUCCUGCAUUCAACUGCGGCCAGUUUGGUGACUGUAAUCGCUAUGACGGGCAGUGCAAGUGCCCGCCCGGCUUUGGUGGCCAAGACUGUCUCACACCACUGUGUGGUGCCCUCACCGAUGGCGACGCGCGGUUCCCCCGCCCUGACGGCAAGCUGUGCGAGUGCAAGGAUGGGUGGGGCGGCAUAAACUGCAACGUGUGUAAGGACGAUCAGUCGUGCGCCGGGUUCAAGCUUCGCAACCCCAUCGACGGCGUGGUUCCACCAUCCGGUGGCUCUGUCCCCGACGAUGAUGAUGAGGAAGAGAACCCGAUGGUUUGCUACAAAGGCGGUCUUGCCAUUGAGCAGAACUUCCAGAUGUGCGAUGUCACCAACCGCAAGAUCAUUGACACGAUUCCCGACAACAAGCCUCCCCAGGUCACUUUCAGCUGUACCUCCGGUGGUCCCACGGGAAACGCGUCGUUUGUCAAUGGAGGACUGGGCUUUGGAUUCCUCGAGGACAACAUGGAACCUAGCGACGAGCUUGGCUCGUGCAGUUUCCAAUUUUGGGUCGACCGUAUCGAGUCGUUCUACUGCAAGCUUGACCAGUGUAGCUGGUCGUCCGUGGACAAUGCCAACACCAACGAAACUCACUACGCAUGUGAGAAGAUUGAGUGCGCGUGUAUUGCCGAUCGCUUCCUUUGUGGAGAGAACGGCAGCGUCAACAUUGACGACUUUCUCAACGAGGAGGUCAAGGGCCCUGCCGACUUCAAGUGUAUCACUGGCCAGGGCUGCUCAUUUGAGGAGCCCGCAAUGAACCAGCUCAUCAACGACAUCUUUGGUGACAGCUCCAUUACCCUCGACUGCGAGUCUGGCGAGUGUCUCCACUACAGCCAGGUGCCAGGCUACAACCCGCCUCCAAAGCGCGACAACUCGUCCAUGGUUGCGUUGAGUGCUGCUCUGGCAGUCGCUGUAUUCCUUGGCAUGGUUAUCAUGCUCUGGUACGUGAACCGCACAAACGGCCGUGGUGACGGUCUCGCCGGUGUCAAGCUUCCCGAGGACGAGGCAGCCAAGCUCAUGUCCGACCACGUUCCUGCCACCCUUCAUUUCUCCAACAUUUCCUACACUCUCCCAACUGGCAAGGCCGUCCUGUCGCAUGUGACUGGAACCGUUCGCCCAGGAGAGAUUCUUGCCAUCAUGGGUGCGUCGGGCGCGGGCAAGUCGACUCUUCUCGACAUUCUCGCCCACAAGGCCAAGACCGGCAAGGUCACUGGCGACAUGUACGUCAAUAGCCGCGAGCUUGACAGUACUACUUUCCGCCGUGUCGUUGGUUAUGUGGACCAAGAGGACACACUCCUGCCCACUCUCACUGUCUACGAAACAGUCCUCUACUCUGCGCUCCUCCGUCUCCCCAGGGACAUGAGCUACGAAGCAAAGGUCUACCGCACCCUCGAGACCAUGAACGAGCUCGGCAUUCUUGGUAUUAGGGACUCGCGCAUUGGCGAGAGCGGCAAGCGCUCCAUCUCUGGCGGCGAGAAGCGUCGCGUGUCGAUUGCCUGCGAGCUUGUUACUGGCCCAUCGAUCCUGUUCCUCGACGAGCCCACUUCGGGUCUCGAUUCGUACAACGCUUACAACGUGAUUGAUGCUCUCAAGACUCUUGCCAAGCAGUACAACCGCACCGUCAUCUUCACCAUCCACCAGCCCCAGUCCAACAUUGUUGCCCUCUUUGACCGCCUCCUUGUUCUCGCCAAGGGCCAGCUCGUUUACUCUGGCGAGGCAACCAAGGCUGUGUCUCACUUUGAGGCCAUCGGCUACCCCUGUCCGCCAGGCUACAACAUUGCCGACUAUGUCAUUGACCUCACUGUCGAGGCUUCGGGUGACGCUCGCAAGCCCACAGCUAGUGGAUCGGACACGCCGGCAAUUGAGCCAUCGUCAUCUGGCGGUGGCAACGACGAUCCCGAGACUGGUUUUGCUUCGCCUUCAACUGGUGUUGAAUCUACGGAGCGUCCUUCUGGUGUCCAAACCAAGGCAGCGCGUCUCCUGGGUGCCUUCUCCACGUCAUCGGGUGCCAGCACGCCGGCCACAGGUGCCGACCCGAAUGCCAUCCCCGAAGCUCUGGCUGCUCUCGUCCUUGCCACCCGUGCCAGCGACGGAGCAAAGAUUGUUGAGGCGGAGAUCACCCGUAUCGAGGCUGGUGAGCCCGCAGACGGUAUCACGACUGGCGAUCGCGAUGUGGUCGAGGAGAUGGGUCUUCUCAGGGGCUACAAGAAGGCGAGCUUUUGGACCCAGUUCAAGAUUCUAUCCAGCCGCGCGUUCAAGAACUUGUACCGCAACCCGAUGCUCAUGGCCGCCCACUAUGCCGUGGCUGUUGUUGUCGCGCUCCUGUGCGGUUUCUUCUUCUAUGGCGUCACAAACGACAUUCCUGGUUUCCAGAACCGCCUUGGUCUCUUCCUCUUCAUCCUCUCGCUCUUUGGAUUCUCGACCUUGUCGUCCCUGGGCAUCUUUGCAAACGAGCGGAUGUUGUUUAUGCGCGAGCGUGCCAACGGCUAUUACACCCCAGCUGCCUACUUCAUCUCCAAGGUCAUGUUCGAUAUUGUCCCGCUGCGUGUCGUCCCUCCGUUUGUGCUCGGCUCCAUCGUGUACGGCCUUGCUGGUCUGAACCCGGAGUUCAGCUGCUUCUGGAAGUUUAUCAUGAUCCUCAUCCUCUUCAACCUAGCGGCCGCAAGCAUUAUUCUCUUCCUCUCGGUCGCCGUCGCGGACUCGGGCGUGGCCAACCUCUUGGGCUCGCUUGUCAUGCUUUACAACCUUCUCUUCGCUGGUCUCUUGAUGAACUAUGACCGCGUCCCGGACGGUUUCAAGUGGAUGUUGACUCUUUCAUUCUUCCACGCUGCGUACGAGGCGCUGCUUGUUAACGAGCUGCGUUACCUCCAGCUCAUUGAACACAAGUUUGGCCUCGACAUCCAGGUGCCAAGCGCAACCAUCCUCUCAUCGUUUGGUUUCCACGCCCAGGCCUUCUGGUUCCCAGACACGGCCCUCCUCGUUGUCGUGUUUGGCAUCUUUAUUAUCGCCAGUUUCGUCGUGCUCCAGCUGUUCGUCAAGGAGCGCCGUUAA
Apiotrichum porosum is the source of this 3318-nucleotide messenger RNA. RefSeq lists its product as uncharacterized. The transcript is spliced from 9 exons. Bases 1 to 3318 code for a protein of 1105 amino acids. NCBI's taxonomy places the organism in Eukaryota, Fungi, Basidiomycota, Tremellomycetes, Trichosporonales, Trichosporonaceae. Gene Ontology annotation, cellular component: membrane. The record is from RefSeq and is a predicted model, not a curated record. Gene Ontology annotation, molecular function: ABC-type transporter activity; ATP hydrolysis activity; ATP binding.